AUGGACGAGUGGUGCACGAUCGAGUCAGACCCGGCGGUCUUCACCGAGCUGAUCGAGCGGUUUGGAGUGAAGGGGCUGGAGUUCAAGGAGUUGUACGCCACCGACCCCGCCACCCUCGCCCAGCAGGCUGUCCACGGCCUGGUCUUCUUGUUCAAGUGGAGUCGCCCCAAAGAGCCGAGAGAGUGCCUGGACAGCUACGACAGCUCGCUGUUCUUCGCCAGACAGGUGGUCCAGAACGCCUGCGCCACGCAGGCCAUCCUGGCAGUCUUGCUCAACCUGCCCUCCGCAGACCUCGGCCCCGAGCUGCGCAACUUCAAGGAAUUCGCAGGCGACUUCGACGCAGAGAUGAAGGGCCUGGCAAUCGGCAACAGCCAGUUCCUACGGGAUCACCACAACUCCUUCGCAGAACAAGGUAUCUUUAUAUAGCGGGAUAAGCGCUCCAGUGGCAAGAAGGAGGACGUCUAUCACUUCAUCUCCUACCUGCCCUUCAAGGGCAUGGUCUACGAACUUGACGGGCUCCAGAAGGGGCCUAUCGUCAUCGGGCCUGCCGGGGAAGACUGGACCGUGGUGGCCGCGGCUGCCAUCCAGAAGCGAAUAAGCUUUUAUGAGGCCAAAGAAAUCAGGUUCAAUCUGCUGGCGUGCUCUGAGGACACGGCGGCUAUCCUGCAAGAACGGCUGGUGCAGCUGCAGGAGGAAAAGGCGGAAGAGCUGCAGCAGCGGGCGCGCAGCCAGCGCGAGAACGAGCGGCGGAGGCACAACUACACGCCGUUCAUCAUCUAGUCCCUGAAGAUCCUGGCAGAGUCAGGCAAGCUGCCGGACAUCCUGGCCAAGCUCAAGCAGGAGCAGAAGUGA
This is a messenger RNA of Hippocampus zosterae (dwarf seahorse), 852 nucleotides long. RefSeq lists its product as uncharacterized. Gene Ontology annotation, molecular function: cysteine-type deubiquitinase activity. Gene Ontology annotation, cellular component: cytoplasm. Gene Ontology annotation, biological process: ubiquitin-dependent protein catabolic process; protein deubiquitination. NCBI's taxonomy places the organism in Eukaryota, Metazoa, Chordata, Actinopteri, Syngnathiformes, Syngnathidae. The transcript has 2 exons. The record is from RefSeq and is a predicted model, not a curated record.